Molecule: messenger RNA, 473 nt
Organism: Selaginella moellendorffii
Lineage: Eukaryota; Viridiplantae; Streptophyta; Lycopodiopsida; Selaginellales; Selaginellaceae
Product: protein YLS3
Exons: 2
Coding region: 2-415 (137 amino acids)
Source: RefSeq, a predicted model, not a curated record
UAUGCUCCCUGUUCGCUCUCUUCUGAUCUUUCUCGUCUUGCUUGGAGCAGUAUGGUUGAUAGAGGCGGAGAUCCAAGAGCCGUGCAAGAGCAAGCUCCUCACUCUCCAGUCGUGCUUGCCUUACGUCACGGGUAAGGCCAGCAGUCCCACCUCGGACUGUUGCGGCGCGCUCAAGACUAUCCGAGCUGGCGACCCGGUUUGCCUGUGCGAGCUCAUCAGCGAUGGAGGCUCUUCCUACGUCUCGGGCCUCAACAUCACCACUUUGCUCGCUCUACCGGUGAUUUGCAGUGUGGAUGCCAAUGCUUCCAAAUGCCCAGAGUUGCUGAAUGGAGCUCCACCACCAAAAAGUAGCUCUUCGCAAACCAUGGUUGUCGCUAGCACGACAUGGAUACUACUAGUGUCCUUGUUCGUUUAGAAGAAGUUGUGUCAACGUGAACUCUUUGAGCUGAUGAAAAAAAAAAACUUUCGUUUCA